AUGGCGCGUGAGAGCAGAGCCGAUGCGAUGAGUAGCCCAUCUUCAGAUGCCUGGUCCAGUGAUGAGUACAAGCCUCCUCCUGGAAGCCCGUGCUCCUCUACAUUAUCCAGCAACGUUUCAGUAUUUUCUGACACAUCGUGUGCUGAAGUGUCUGAUGAAGAGGAGCUAGAGCCGACCUCCACAAAGGCCCAGAAAAACAAACGGACCAAGAGGAUAGAUGCGUGUGCUGAAGUGUCUGAUGAAGAGGAGCUAGAGCCGACCUCCACAAAGGCCCAGAAAAACAAACGGACCAAGAGGAUAGAUGCGUGUGCUGAAGUGUCUGAUGAAGAGGAGCUAGAGCCGACCUCCACAAAGGCCCAGAAAAACAAACGGACCAAGAGGACAGAUGGGACUGUGGAGCAGACCAAAGCCCUAAUUAAGUUCAGGGCUGACAAUGAAGAGCAGUUCACAAAAAAGAAGUAUACCACAAAGCAACUCUGGGAGUGA
Molecule: messenger RNA, 486 nt
Organism: Knipowitschia caucasica
Lineage: Eukaryota; Metazoa; Chordata; Actinopteri; Gobiiformes; Gobiidae
Source: the annotation of a GenBank genome assembly